UGGACAUGCUGUCACCUGACCUGUUUCCCUUACAUCGCUGGUAUGGACUACAGGUAGACAGCUGCGUCAGUCAUUGGAGGAAUUUCAGUUCUACUCCAAUCCCAAAGAAUGUGAGACGGGAACAGAUGACGUUAAAACCUAGUGAAGGCAUUUGUUUAUUUAUCAGGGAUAUAGUCUCGAUGACAUUGUAUUAAAUAUGGAUUUAUCUGUUAAACCUGAUGGCUCUACACUGCAUACUCAGGGAUAUUCGCAAGGAAGAAGGAAGAUGUCAUUGAACUACACAACUCAGGGUGAGGGGGGAGCCAGAUCGGGUGGUAGCCCCCCCUUUAAUAGUUCAAACGACACCUUCCCUUACGGGCUUAGUGGCGUUAGUAUGCCAAACUACGGGUAUCCAGGUGACCUCUAUCAAUUUACAUCAAAUGGCUACCCUCGCAAGUCUAGAACAUGUUGUUAUUGCGGGAAAGUGUUCACUCGUUCAACAACACGACGCUACCAUGAAAAACGUUGUCCGUUGUUACGUGCAGCUGUCUGUGGAAUAAUGCCGGACAACGGGAAAAGACCAGGUGGUCCGGGGACGGGUGUUGCCUCCGGUCACAGCGGACAUGGAGUAGAUAAGCCAUCGGCUACCUCAAUGACGGGUGUCAGUCACCCGUCUGCCCCCCAAAUACCUACCUCACAUCUGACUUCACAUCCUUCCAUGGUGUUGAAGCGGGAACAAAAUGGACUCGGAUAUCAUACUAGUGUUAUAGUCAAACAAGAGAACCAGGAUGUCAACGGUGCAACAAGGCACACUCAUACGUCAGGGCAUCGUUUGGGCGCGGAUGGCCCGCAUGAUCUGGAUACAAACAUGACACGACUUACGCCGGAUUCCAGCGGGUCAUCCCCUUGCCCUCCAAAGCUUGGGGAUAUAUCGGGAUUCUCAUUGUCACCCUAUCAUGGUCACGGUGGGUUAGCAUUUUCCAAAUCACCUUCGCAGGGAUCAACCAAAGGUGAUAUGAAUUCACUGGUGCAUGAUGAAGGUGAAAAAGAUGAAGAUGUGAAAGAUGACAUGGAAAAUGGAUCCGAUUUGGACAUUCCUGAUUCAGAGACAUUUCAGGAACGCAUGAAAGACGACGAAGCACGAGCUAAUGAUUUAAACUUUACCUCACCAGGGCAAGGUGACGCCUUGCUUUUAGAUGGAACUACCUCAAAUAACUUGGGCGAUCUGACUGGAACGCUCAGUGAUGACGACAAGAACUCAAAUGACAAAUCAAAGUGUUACUUCGAAGGAGAAACCAUAUGCGGGGUAUGCGGCAAAAGCUUUGAGUCAUCCUGGCAGCUGCAUGUUCAUGAACAGAUACACAAAAAAUUCAAACCAUACGCAUGUCGUUUCUGUAACCAGCGGUUCUCAAAGGCAGCACUGCGCAUAGCGCAUGAACGUGAACAUAUCACCGACGACUAUAACUGCGUCAUCUGUGGUAGUACGUUCAGGGAGAAAGAGGGCUUACGACUACACAUGGUGAAUCGUCAUAGAGAUGGGCCGUGGCUAUGUCGCUAUUGUGGCAAGCCUGAAGUGGCUCAUCAGGAGAUGGCAGAUCACCUCCAAUCACAUGACCUGCCUAAAGAAGAGCUGCUAUCACUUCAGUUCUUCUUAUCUUCACCCCUUGACAACGCAAAUAACAACGACAGCGACAACAAUCUCAAUGAUUCGGAGUUAAACGAAGUUGAUAACAUCAACGAUUCGGAGCUGGUAUCAAUGUCCGAUUCAAAUGAUAACAUGACAUCACCAGACCAACAGGAGUCACCAGGGGAGAAUCUCGCUACAGUAGAUCAGGAAAUGAUGUCAUCAGCAGAACUGAUGUCGACAGGAGAUUUGAUGUCAUCACAGGAUAUGAUGUCACAAGAGAAGGAAAUGUGUACUAUCUGCGGGAGGGACUAUCCCAAGAGUCACAUGGCUUAUCACAUGAAGGCACACGAGGGACACAAGCCGUAUGAAUGUCCUAUAUGUGGUAAGAGAUUCGGGUACAAAAACAACAUGAAGUCACAUAUCAAGUUACAUGCGGGUAUCAAACCAUAUCAGUGCAAUGUAUGUGGUGCCAAGUUCACUCGAGGCUCCACACUACGGCGCCAUGCACGACGCCAUGGAAUUUCAGCGGAGAGCGUGUGGGAUUUAUUUGUGAGGAACAGCAGUUCAUCCCAGACCCCAGGCCAGAUGCACACCCCACGCAAGACAGUGGCUGAAGGUAGUCACCUGGCCUCCUCCCCCACAACACUCACCACCUCAAAGGACUUGCUCACAGCUAAUGGAUCCUACAGCAAUCUCUUCAACACUACUACCUCAGCUGCCAUGUCCAAUGCCCUGCUCAUGAGCUACCACAAUCAUCAGGCUGCUGUGGCAGCCUCUCUGCCCUCCUUCUUCUCCCCCCUCCAGUCUACCUCAGAAGUGCCCCCGCCGGCUUUACCAGGCUUUACGACUAGUCAGUCACCACAGUCCGAUGCACUCAACCUCUCUACCCAUAAAUCCACCAGCAAUGGACCUCCUAUAGAUCAUCGUAAUCUUGUAGAACCUAUCUCCCCUACCUCAGUGGAACGGUCUAGGUCCAGAUCACUCAGCGGUUCCGACAUCUCCAGGCCCACACCUAUAUCUGCUCCAGGUCUGGCAGUUGCAAAUGGGACUGAAAUAGGAAUUCAGGUGAAGAUGUGUUGUAAGAUGGGUCUAGAACCAGCCUAUAGCAGUGCACAAAGCCCCAGCGAGGCAAGCAUUCAUUCUGGCGACAGCGGAGCGUUGUAUCAGGCCCAGUCUUCAUCAGCAAGUCUCGACAGCUCCACCGACUCUAUAGCAACACUGAUGGGGUCCGGUCGCCUAUUUAAGUGCGACCAUUGUGAAUGCUACUUCUCAGAAUAUGCCAUGUACCGUAUCCACACAAAAAUUCACUCCGGUGGGCGGACGAUGCCGUUCGUCUGUCCUGUGUGCGACGAGGACUGUCAUGACCGUGUCUACUUCUCGCUGCACAUCUCGGAGCAUUUACGGUGACUAAGGUACAAUAUAGAAACGAACUGGUGAUGCGGAGAACCGAGUCAUCAUGUCAAAAGGGUUUAUCCUUUUGCUUUAUUCAAUGCAUGCUAACUACAGCAUCGAGGACGGGUAGAAAUGUGGAAAAUGAGUAAUUUUUCAUUGUUGAUAUUACAUAUAAAUGUUUUAAUACAUUUAGGAUAUGAAUCGAAAUGUUUGUUUAUAAGAAAAAUUAUGUGUAUGUAUAUAUAGUAUAAAUAUAUAUAUAUGCCUAUAAAUAUAUCUAUAUAUGUCUAUGUUCAUGUUUCUGUUCAGUCUCAUAGAUAUUUGCUUUAUAUAUAUAUAUAUAUUCAGGGUAAUCGACAUUACCCAGCAUUCAUUUUUUCCGGUUUUUGAACCAGCGUUACCUCAUCCUUCUGUUGUGCUUUGACGUUUUUUGAAAAAGUGUUGUCACUGUUUUUAUAAUUUUGUUCCAGAUUUUGUUUCCAUGGUUACGCACGUUAUUUCUUUUGGGCUUUUUCCCGAGAAGUUGCACCAUGAGUUUGAAAUCUGUCAUUACCUCAUGUGAUUAUUGUCUUCUCUGUAGGUUGAGUUAAAUAUUCAGAACUUCUACAAAAAGAUUUUAUGUUUUUUGCAAUUAUAUUUACUUUGUUAUUUACCUCUAACUCUGACAACACUUUUUCUAUAUAGCGAGCACACAUUUGUGUCAAAGAGUCCGUUGGGAAACGUAGCUGGCAUCAUCGUAUGACUAAUUUAACACACGUAGCCUCUCUUUGGGAGAUAAUGUCAUAGCAAUCCUAACAUCAGACUUCAUGUAUCAUAUGUAUUUUAUCAACACGACGCAAGAAAAACUAUAUUUAGAUUCUCAUCAUUAUCCUAAAGAGACAGAUAAAAUUUUAAAUCUAUUUUAAAUCUAUUUGUAGUUUGGUAAUCUUCUCGGAAGAAUUCUUGACUUUCCUAUUUCUCUUCAAUUGAAAACACUGCGUAAUUUUCAGUCAAAAUUUUUGCUAAUUUUCAUUUGGAAACUUUUCUUCAUAUUUUAAUUAUCUAGGUUAUAAUUAGUGAUACAUACACUAAAAAAAUAGAUUAAAAAGGGAAUUUAGGACUCCUACGGAAGGACAGAUAUUAUCUAGAGCUUGCAAUAUAUAUUUUCGCGAGUCAACUGUAAUAUUUUAGCUCACUAGUUAGAAAAGUACCAAUCAUUUUCUUUGGUUCUGAUAAGGAUGGGAAUCUAAAAAUUCAGUUUUUUGACACAAAAGCUCCAUUUUUGCAUUUUGAUUGUGCAAUUUUGUUUUUUGUUUGAUGAUUAUGUCGGCAGCAUAAGCUUUAGAGACUAUCUUUUAAGCUCUUGUUUAUUAUUUACAAAUAAAAAGUUGUUUAUCUUGCACAUUUCAUGAUUGUCAAUAAACUCAGGGAUUCAAGUCCAUUUGCAAGCAUUUUGAUAUUCAAACCGUUUCCAAACAAUUUAUUUAUAGGAAAUUGUCAUUACUACUUCAUACUUAAUACUAUUAUUAUUAUCAAUUAUUAUUAUUAAUUAUUAUUAUAGAUAUUUAAAUACAUCUGUUAAACCUACAUCUAUUGUACAUAUUUCAAAUUGUUCAUUAGACUUAACCUACGUACUCCCUCCCUAAACAACACAUGAAUACUUCACCCCUUCCUGAACAACACAUGACUACUUCACCCCUCCCUAAACAACACAUGAAUACUUCACCCCUUCCUGAACAACAUAUGACUACUUCACCCCUUCCUGAACAACACAUGACUACUUCACCCCUCCCUAAACAACAUAUGACUACUUCACCCCUCCCUAAACAACACAUGAAUACUUCACCCCUCCCCUAAACAACACAUGAAUACUUCACCCCUCCCUAAACAACACAUGACUAUUUCACCCCUCCCUAAACAUCAUAUGACUACUUCACCCCUCCCUAAACAACACAUGACUAUUUCACCCCUCCCUAAACAACA
This is a messenger RNA of Pecten maximus, 4960 nucleotides long. RefSeq names its product zinc finger protein 717-like. The transcript is spliced from 3 exons. Gene Ontology annotation, molecular function: RNA polymerase II cis-regulatory region sequence-specific DNA binding; DNA-binding transcription factor activity. Lineage: Eukaryota; Metazoa; Mollusca; Bivalvia; Pectinida; Pectinidae. Bases 197 to 3013 code for a protein of 938 amino acids. Gene Ontology annotation, biological process: regulation of transcription by RNA polymerase II. The record is from RefSeq and is a predicted model, not a curated record.